Molecule: messenger RNA, 4935 nt
Organism: Hemiscyllium ocellatum (epaulette shark)
Lineage: Eukaryota; Metazoa; Chordata; Chondrichthyes; Orectolobiformes; Hemiscylliidae
Exons: 6
Coding region: 208-1416 (402 amino acids)
Source: RefSeq, a predicted model, not a curated record
CUCAAUGAAGCAUUUUUUCUCCAUCAGGAAGGGUACUUUUUAUUGAAAGGACCAGACCAUCCUGGAAAUAGCUCCAUUAUCUGGGAAUGGAGACCACAUUCAGGACAACAAACUAUAAAACAAUUGGGAACUUUUCACAGAGAAGGUCAGCAUUGGGCUGUAAAAUGGAGUGAUGAUUACAAUGAUACACCAGACAUUUCUCGAAGAAUGUAUGAGCACUAUGGUACCCUCAAUCUGUUAAUCAGAAAUCCUAGCUUUGAACUUGGUGGAUUGUUUAGCUGGACUCAAACAGAGCCCAUUAAGAAGAUCCUGAAACAGAUUGAGCUAUUUGUGAUCAAAGUUGAGAUUGAUUCACAGUGGCCUGUAAUGGGCAGUGACAUCACCCUCAGCUGCACCAUCUCCAGACUCUCAGACACUGUCAAUCUUCAGUGGAAACAGAGAAACUCUUCUCAGGAAAACAGGAGGAUCAACACUGAAGAGAUCCAACUGAAUAACACAGUCUAUCUCAUCAUUAGACAUGCUGGAACCGAAAAUCAGAAUUUAUAUACAUGGGAAGUACAGGAAAAUAACUCCAUUAUUCUCACUGGAAGCACAAACAUUGAUGUGAAUCACAAUUUACGUGAUAAAAAAUACACACUUUAUCGGUCAGUCACAGAUCGCAGUGAAGUCGAGCUGAUUUGUGAAGUCGAUUCUACGAUAAUAAAAACUAAAUGGACCUGGUCUUCACCUUUAAAGGAUGAAGAUCAAGAAAUUGCUUUCACUUACAAAUCAAAGCCUGUCAACAUAAACAGGACCUACUUUGGGAGUCGAUUGGUCCCUCCAGUGAGCAGUUUCACUGACAGGUUUUUCAGUGUGCGGAUUGUGCCUGUCCUGUUUGAAGAUGCAGGAGUUUACAGAUGUUUUCAGGGAUCAAAUAAUCAUUUGACCAUUAACCUGAUCACAGUUAAAGUCACAGCGGAACUCUCUGAUGCAGAGACUGAGGGAGGCUCUGUUACCCUGACCUGUUCUGUCUCUGAUGUCACUGAAUCCAUGAGACUUGCUUGGAUUGAUAGCGGUGGUAAAAUUGUUGCAGCAAAAACAUUCAAGGAACAGAAGCAGGAAGGGGAUAAUUUACAGCUGAUUACUCAGGAAUUUGAUAGAGACAGCAGCUACUGGGCAUGUAUUUUGUUUCAUGAAAACGUACCCAAGGUUUUAAUUCCUUAUGAUCUGAAGCUUUACAUGAGCAUGAGGCCAGUUCCAGUCAUUUGGACCAUCGCAGUUUCUGUUCACUUGAUUACUAAACUGGUCUUUGUGGUUGGCCUUAUCUUCCACAUGAAGAAGAUAAACAGAAAAUCAAGCAGCAGGAUUCUGGAGAAGGCAACAAGAAAUACAGAAGCUGUUGGAUUACAGAUCCUGAACUCUAGCCCUGAUUUGUGAUCGCAGAAUGAAUGAUGAGACACAGAUGUACCUGUGCUCAAUGAGAUCUUCACUCCUAUAAAACAAAAUUAAUCGAACUUUGCAAUCUUUCAUGUUAGUUUUUUUCGGGUUAUAUCUUUGAUGCUACUUUCAUGUCGGUGGAUUCAUUUAUAUUGUGACUUGUGUACAUCUAUUGUUCCAAUCUCCGUAUAAUGUUACUUUCCAAGUGCUAACUUUCAAGGUGGCUGUGUCAUAUUGCAUUGAAUGGUAAUUAUGGUGGAUGUUGGUCUGAAUUCCUGAUCUCUGCUCUUGGCUGGUUGGGUCACAUCCUGCAGUGACCGUUUUAUACCUCGAGGGAUGGAUGGGUGUGAUGUAGGAUUUGUGAUUUAUAUCUGUUUCAAUAUCAUUGAUUGCUGUGUGUUGAUUGGUUCAUUCUGUUCCAUCUUCAUUUCUUUUGUUCAUUAACUUGUUUCCUGGUUAACCAGAAAUCUGCCUGAUUCCGUACUUAUGUUUCAACCUUGUUAAAAUAAAUACGAUUCCAGGCAGGGAACUGAAUUCUCCAGUAAUAACAUCAGCUGGGAUCAUAACGCGGUGAUUUAACACUACUGCCAUGUGUAAAGUUAAAAAGCUGGCAGUAUGGAUUUGUAACUGAGAGGGAUGUCAGCCAGAUUCUCUCUGCAGCUGAGUUGAAUAGAAUUGAUCCGUUUUAACAUCCACUUUGAGAAUUUACAACAGAAUUUUAAUGCCCAAUGAUCAACUCAAAUGAAGACACCAUGUCUCCUGUGCAUCUCCUGGAAACAAUAAUAUAAAGCAACUGUGGAAUCACAGGGGAACAUUGUCUCCAUGCUCCCCCUGUUGGAAUUGUUUGGGAUAUGACCAAUUGUGACUAAAAAAAUCAAUAAAAUAAUCAUUAAAAAAUCACCAUAAUGAAAAGACGGAAAAUAAUUUUGCAAAUUAAAGUUAUAAUGGCAACAGGUUUGGGGCGGAUUUACUGAGAUAUCCUUCACAAUCAUUGACACUCUCAGAAUGGAUUGUUUGCAGAUUGUUCUGCGUGAUGGUGAUGAAAAGGUGAGGACAAGCACCUUAGGGGAAUACCAGAUGACUGCUGGACCCUCCAAAGCUCCAAGGAUGGGACAGAACUUAGGUGUGCCUGUAAAACAGAUCCUUAAGUUAUGAGGACAGAUAGAUAAACUUAUGAAGAAAUCUCAUUGCAUUCUUUGUUGUAUUUGCUGAGUUUAAGGGCUGAAAGUUCUGUUAGAACUGUCUAAACGAUUGGUUAUGCUGCAGCUAGAGUAUUGUAUAUGGUUCUGGAAACCACAUUGUCAAAGGUAUGUAAUGGGACUGAACAGGGUGCAAAGGAAAUUUCCCAGGAUGGAAAGAGAGAUUAGACAGAAUUGGAACCAAAAGGGCCACAGAUGCUGUAAAUCUGAAACAAAAACAGAGAUUGCUGGAAAAUCUCAGCAGGUCUGGCAACAUCUGUAGAGACAAAUUAAAGUUAAUGCUUUGGGUUGAGUGAUCUUCCUCAGAACACAAUGGUGUUGUUUUCCUGAGAGCAGAGGACACUGAGAGGGGACAUGAUAGAGAUGUUUAAAAUUAUGAGAGUCAUAGACAGGAAGAAAUGUUUCUCCUUGAUGGAAGGGCCAAUACCCAGGGUGCAUAGAUUAUAAGCAAGGGGCUGGAGGUUUAAAGGAGAUGUGAGGAAAAAUGUUUUCAUGUAGAGGAAGGUGAGGAUCUGGAACUGCCUGUAAGGCUGGUAGAGGCAAAAAAAAUCCUCAGUGCAUUUAAGAAGCAUUUAUAUGUGCACCUGCAAUGCCAAGACAUACAAGGCUAUGGGCCAAGUGCUGGAAAAUGGGAUUAGAGUAGUCAGGUGGUUGUUUUUAAUUGGUGCAGACUCGAAGGACUGAAGGGCCUUUUGAUCUCUCUGACUCCAUUGUUUCAGAAUGGAAGGUGUGAGUAUUUCCUGUUGUCAUUGGAUCACAGAGCCCUCUGUCCUUGACCUUCCUCUUUGUUCCCACGCUGUUAGAACAUGUCUAACCUGCUUGUAAGGAGCAUUCUCAACAAGGACAAUAAGUAAAUUACUUCGAUCUAGUUUAUAAUUUUUAAUAGAGAAUAUUUUUUAAAACUUUGAUACUUAAAUUUCAUGCUUAUUUGUUUGGUCUGUGUACAGAUAUGUAUGCAAUUAUCACUGGUGUGCUAUAUCGUGUCACGAGUCUUUAAAUCCCCCAUCCUCGGGAAAGGCAGGUACCAUUAAUGAUAUCCAUACCCCUCAUGAUUUUAUAAACUGCUAUAAGGUCCUUUCUCAACCUUCUACGCUUCAAUCAUGUCUGUGCUGAUACAUUGUGUAUGUAUUUAUCAUAUGUGUUUAUAUUCUGAUCCUGUGUACAUGCGUUUGUGCAUUUAUCUGCAGUCUAUCUAUAUUGUAUCAGUGAUUGAUUCCUACUCUGAGAUGGAGACUGUAAUGCAGUCCAAUGGAACAACCAUUAGCAUAAUGCGUGAUCUGAUUUGUGAUUGCUCACCAAUGCAGUGUCUUAUUUUAUAAGAGCAAAGAUUUAGUCAUGAAUGAGAAUUCCAAAGUAGAUACAAAAAGAGUUAUCAGGUGUACAUUUAUUGUUUGAAAUUUAAAAUUUAUGGACUGGGGUGUACAAAGUUAAAAAUCACAAAACACCAGGUUUAAUUGGAAGCACCUAGCUUUCGGAGCACUGCUCAGCAGCGCUCCAAAAGCUAGUGUUUCCAAAUAAACCUGUUGGACUAUAACCUAAGGCUAUAUAUGGACAGUGUGAAAUUGAAUUUUUGAAUUCAAUAUUGGAGGAAAACCUGAAGAAUUUAACAAACUUGUUAACACAGGAAUGUAGGAACAGGAGUAGGCCAUUCAUCCCCUCCAGCUUGUUCUACCUUACAAUGAGAUCAUGGUAAAUCUGUGGCCUAACUCCAUCUACUACCUCUGGCCCAGAUUCCAACGUACCUUUUUGCAUAAUAAAAAUUUAGCUAUCUCAAAUUUGAAAUUAACAAUUGAUCUUCAGUUGUCGUUUAUCAAGAGAACUAGAAGCAUCUCCACAUUUUGCACACAGAAGAGCUUUCUAAACCUUUUCUGAAACAUUCUGGCCCUAAUUUUCAGACAAUGCCUGUUAUUUCUCAUAUCCCCAACAAAAUUGAAAUAGUUUAUAUUUAUCCACCCUGUCUUUUCCUGAUAAUAUCAGUAAAGACUUUGAUGAGUACACACCGUAACUUCCAAAAUUCCAGAGAUUACAGUCCUAAUUUACAUCAUCCUACUCAGAAUAACACCCCUGACGUCCAGGUAACAUUCUUGUGAACAAAUGCUGUGUACCUUCCAACAUCAAUGAACACUUCCUAAUAUCCGAUAUAUGUAAACUUCUAGAGCGUUAACAUUUAUAUCUAAUAACCAGCGAUGGAAUGAGUCAAUAGAACAAAGAAACGAUUACAACAUUGUAAGUGUGUUUAAUCCUGAAUAAAUACAACGUAAAAUAAGAGUACACCUCUCUAUUAGUCGUCAUUUGUGGGGUUGCGUCAUGGUUCAGAGGC